Molecule: messenger RNA, 426 nt
Organism: Ostreococcus tauri
Lineage: Eukaryota; Viridiplantae; Chlorophyta; Mamiellophyceae; Mamiellales; Bathycoccaceae
Product: unnamed product
Exons: 2
Coding region: 1-426 (141 amino acids)
Source: RefSeq, a predicted model, not a curated record
AUGGCUCUUCGCACGCAAUUCACGACCAAGUUCGCCGCUCUCACCGCCGCACGCACCCGCUCCGUCGCUCGCUCCACGACGAUCAGACCGAUGGCUCAAGUCACAAUCACCGAAGGCGUUACUUUCGACACCGUCGCUCGCGAGUGGCGAUGCAAGUGGAGCGCCGACGACGACAAGGCGUCCCUCGCCGCGGCGCAAAAAGUGCUCGAAAAGCACUUGCCGGCGAUGAAGGCCAAGGGUAAGGUCCAACGCACCGUGUGCGGCGGCUGCCUCGACUUCAAGGUUUCCACCGCGUUACCUGCGGGCGAUUUUGGCGCGUGGGAAGAAGCCGGGUUCGCCCCGGAAACCGAUUUCCUCGCCGAGCUCGAGGCGAUCCCGGGCAUCUCCAACGUCGAGACUCAAACGUUCACCCUCAUGCCCAUGUAA